AUGUUUGCUACCGGUAUCAGCAAAGGCCUUAUAGGAGUGGCUUUGCCCAUAAGAUCCAUUCAUGGGUCAAUGCGCGGCCCAAUUCAAACGGUAAACAAACUGCCCUUACGGGCAGUUUGUUUGGCCUCUUUUAAGCCAAGUGUCAGAAAUUUCCAUGUCUCUUCCUGUCUUAGAUCUGAAAUUGAACAAGAGAAAAGUACCCCUCCAGUGGGUCUGGUAAAGACCAGUGGAUUUACCAGUAAACUGGGCAAACUGGUGAAAUGGUCCAUUUUCACCGCUGGUAUCGUUGCCUCUGGUGUUGGUGCUAUCAUUAUCGGGUUCUUUAUCUACGAUUCCACCACUUAUAAGUCAUGCGGUACUGCCGUUGAGAUCAAAGUGCCAAAGUUGGCUCUUAACCCAGAACUCGGUGGUCCCGAGAAUUUGCCCAUCUUACGAGAAACUUUGGACGCGUAUGACUCUGAAAUGAAGGAAUUGACCUCGUAUAAGCCAAAAUUGGUCGUCUUGGGGUCCGGUUGGGCAAGUGUUGGUUUGUUGAAGAAUUUGAACCCAGGUGAUUACGACGUUACCGUUGUGUCCCCUCAAAACUAUUUCUUAUUCACUCCGCUUUUACCAUCUGCUGCUACAGGUACGUUAGAAGUGAAGUCUUUGAUGGCUUCGAUCCGUAAGAUCGUUAACGACGUCAAUGGUCAUUAUUUGGAAGCGUAUGCUGAAAAGGUGGAAUUUGAUGAGAAAUUGAUCAAGGUAUCCCAAAUUAAUACCAAGACCGGUGCCAAGGAUUCCUUUUAUUUGCCUUACGAUAAAUUGGUCAUUGCUGUUGGAUCCACUUCAAACACCCACGGUGUCGAAGGUUUGCAAUAUUGUUCUCGUUUGAAAACUGCAGAAGAUGCUAUCACUCUAAGAAAGAAAAUUAAAACGUUACUGGAAAGAGCUUGUUUACCUACCACGUCUGAUGAAGAGCGCCGUAGGUUGUUAAGUUUCGUCGUUUGUGGUGGUGGCCCCACCGGUGUUGAGUUUGCCGCAGAAGUUUUCGAUUUGUUGAAUGAAGAUCUACCAAGUAUGUACCCUCGUAUCCUAAGGCAACAAUUAUCCGUCCACGUCAUCCAAUCAAGAUCCAACAUCUUGAACACUUACGAUGAAAAAAUCUCCGAGUAUGCAACACAAAGGUUCAGAAAGGAAACUAUCGAUGUCUUGACCAAUUCUCGUGUUGAACGUAUCUUACCUGAUCGUGUCAUCUUCAAACAGAAAGAUGAUAAGACUGGAGAAGUUGAAUUGAAGGAAAUCCCAUUCGGAAUCUGUUUAUGGUCUACUGGUGUCUCCCAGAACCCAUUGACGAAACAAGUGGUGCAUUCUUUGGCUCAUUCCCAAAGAAACAAAAGGGCCAUUGAAACUGACUCGUACUUAAGAGUUAUCGGUGCCCCUACUGAAGAUGUUUAUGCUAUCGGUGAUUGUUCUACCGUGAGAACAGAUUUGGCCGACCAUACUGCCGAUUAUAUCAGAAGAUUCAUCGUUAACAGACAUUUGUCUCUGACAAGAAGUAACGAGAUCAUUACCGAUGAAGAUAUCAAGCAUUUAUCCCUUUCUUACAACGAAAUUAUCGAUAUUGCAAAGCAAGUGGCUCGUAGACAUCCACAGACUAGAGAACAUUUGAUCCAUUUGGAAGACGAUCUACCGAAAUAUGAUGUUAACAAGUCGGGUCAAUUGAAUUUUGAUCAAAUCUCUACCUUGUUACGUGAAGUUGAGACUAAGGUUACCUCUUUACCAGCAACAGCUCAAAGAGCUCAUCAACAAGGUAAAUACUUGGGUAAGAAAUUGACUAAGGUUGCUAGAUCUGCCAAUAAGGACAGCAUCCAAGGAAUCCACGAAAAGGGUAUCGAUGAAAAGGUUUAUAGACCUUUCAGAUACGUCCAUCUAGGUUCCUUAGCCUACAUCGGUAACUCUGCCGUGUUUGACUUGCCUGGUUACUCUUUCGUUGGUGGUUUGAUUGCUAUGUAUUUGUGGAGAUCCAUUUACUUUGCCCAAACCGUUUCUUGGAGAACAAGAGUCCUUUUAUUCAUGGAUUGGUUGAAGAGAGGUAUGUUUGGUAGAGAUAUUCUCAGUGAAUGA
Molecule: messenger RNA, 2103 nt
Organism: Kluyveromyces lactis
Lineage: Eukaryota; Fungi; Ascomycota; Saccharomycetes; Saccharomycetales; Saccharomycetaceae
Exons: 1
Coding region: 1-2103 (700 amino acids)
Molecular function (GO): NADH dehydrogenase activity
Source: RefSeq, a predicted model, not a curated record